Pungitius pungitius (ninespine stickleback) is the source of this 2016-nucleotide messenger RNA. RefSeq lists its product as uncharacterized. The record is from RefSeq and is a predicted model, not a curated record. The coding region runs from base 667 to 969 and encodes 100 amino acids. The transcript is spliced from 3 exons. NCBI's taxonomy places the organism in Eukaryota, Metazoa, Chordata, Actinopteri, Perciformes, Gasterosteidae.
GCUCAGAGAGGGAAACAGGAACAGAAAGUGAAGACAUGUCUGGGUGAGGGGACCAGAAAAGAAAAGAGCAGAAGCCAAAACAGAGACAACAGGAGUUUGAGCGGCUCACUGGAUUAGACAAGAGAGGCCAGCUGACCUGCCUCUUCACAUGUGCCAGUGGGACGGACCCGUCAUUGAACCACCUCUGAUAAAUGAAACGGAAAGCAAAGGGGUGAGAGGACAAGAGAGAGACUCUUAUUCCAGUUAUUCCAAAAACUUGGCCCAAGUGAGGAUUUUGGCUUUUUCAUUCAGCAUCAAGAUCAUCCCAACUGGCCAAUUUCAAAGAAAAUCAUGUCAUAAAAAAAUUGGUCGUUGGCAUUGUAACCAGCAACGAGGGAGGCGUACAUGAAGUCACCCUGCGUGCUUCCAGUGUUUCCAUUUAACACAAACAACACAAGCCUCGUCAGACAGCGCCACAGACUCUGAUCUUUAGAAGAAGAAAUAAAGAAGUUCAACCUUGCGUCGCCAAAAAUAGCUGAAUUGACAGAUGAUGUGUAUCCUGCUGUGGAGUCGCCACAUUUUCUGAAUUACAAACUUACAAACCACCCUGUAAAGGAUUUACUUUAACUUUACAACCGCCAGACAUUUUCAAUUAAAAGGAGUCACCGCUCUAUAAAUCACAAAGCCAUGGAUGGGGGAACAGACAGCAUCCAGGAUUUUUUCCACCAACUUUGGAGCUUUGCAACAGAGAAACACAACCAGGGGGUGUAUAACACCGUCUGCCUUGUGCUCCUCUUAACUCUCCCCCUACUCGUCCUCCUCACUACUUUGCUGGUGUGCUGCCACUGCUGCUGCUGUCGCCAAGCCAACAGCUGCUGUUGCUGCAAAAACGCCAUGGCAACCACAAGGUCAGAAACGAAGAAGAGAAAGAGUUCUGCCGAAGAUUUGUGGAUCUCUGCCCCUGACAGGGUCGCCCUGGCCAUGGUGUAGGAAUCCCUUUUUUUACUUUGAGCUUUCUGAUCCUGGUCGGUGCAGUGGUGCAAUGAUGGAGCAUCACGGAAGUCUAAGACUCAAACAGGCCUGGACUCAAAGGACAUAAUGGGCACAGAUUGAGCUGACAUGUGGAUACAGUGUACAGAUUGUUGUUAUUGUGUAUUCAUAAUGCUGGAGAAUGUUUACAACAUUUUGUUUUUGCUUUUAAGUGUGUGGUACAUAAAGGAUAGACACAUGCAUAGGCACAGACAGACCUGCGAGUGUGUGUGUGUGUGUGAGAGAGAGAGAGAGAGAGAUUGUGUGAGUAGGUUAUAGACAAAGAGUGUGUAUGAGGGAGAAGAACAGUGUUAUUGAGAGGCCGUUUGUUCUUAGUGCUCCAAUGUGAAAUUCAUUGUGUCUGUACUUAGGAGAGAGAGACAAUUUAAGGUGGGCCAGGUGUUCAGAUGGCUGUAAUUCUGCCUGAUUCUGCCUGCAAUCUAGAAAAAGCUAAUGAUACUAAACAUGUUUUGAUUGACUGAUUUUUAGCAGCCUUCCUUAAAUCGCACGUAAUAUAAUGGAGUUUAAGCCAUAUCAGAGAAAGGUGUACUGGCUUUGAUUUUUUAAUUUCACAGGAUUCAGGUCCAACAAGCUUUAAAUGCACAUAGUGUAGUGUUCUUCAUAGUAAGACAUAGUGUAACAAGAAAAAAACUAAAGUCAAACAUAAUAUUGAAAUUAUUUUCUCAAUUUGAUUGGCAGAUAUUUAAUGCACGGAUCAACCAUAGACAACAGCCACAGUCAGUAAUGUUUCAGGGCUCUUACUAUGUAAAUCUGGGAUUAAACAUAAUACAAAAAUGCAUUAUUAACAUUACCAUUAAACAAUAGUGAAAGCAAAGAAAAUGUAUGCUUUUUCAGUGUGAUCCUAAACAUUUCCUAUUAUUUUAUCACUGUAUGUAAAAAAUAUGAUUUUUGAGUUGUAAAUUUCACAUGUUAAUUGUUGGUAGAAAUGAUUAGGAUUAAAGUAUAUAUAUAUAUAUAUAUAUAUAUAUAUAUAUAUAUAUAUAUAUA